This is a messenger RNA of Symbiodinium sp. CCMP2592, 378 nucleotides long. The record is from the annotation of a GenBank genome assembly. Lineage: Eukaryota; Dinophyceae; Suessiales; Symbiodiniaceae.
AUGUAUAAGCCAUACGCUGAGACAGGCUCUGCUGUGGAUAAGCUGGUGCUACAGCUCAGGGAUGGUUCCUCUCGGCGUUAUGGUUUCGAAGGAGGCGAUCCUGUGGGUCCUUGGACACUUGAUGCCGAUGAGCUCAUGCCCUACAAAGCAGAAGAGUGGAUCCACUUGUUCAGGCAAGCUCGCAAAGUUCCUGUGACAUGGAUCUGCGGAGAUCCAUUUUCCGUAUCUGCUGUAGCAUCGCACGAGCACCUGACGGAAAGAGCUUUCAACAGCGAAUUUGGUUUCCAGAUGGUUGCCGGAGACAAGAGCGAACACAAAGUGAAACGAGAGAUGAGGUUUUGUUUCGUCCAUGUCGCCAUCGAAGGAUGCUCGAAAUAG